CGCUCGCUGAGCAUUGAUAGUGUGUGCAACACUUCAAAGCAUUCAGAUAAUAUCUUAAGGCUUACUUGUGCCGUUUAUUGCGCAAAAUCAAUGGUGUUUGUGUUUAGUUAACAAUUACUGGAUUAAUAUUAAGAAUACACGGCGAAAAAUAAUAAAAACUAUCAGGAGAAACUUGAAGGCCUCCCAAGCACGGUGACCGUCGCCCUCAUAGCCAGUCCUUCUCAACGAACUUAUCCUCGGGAACAUGGCUGAUAAAACACCACCUUACAUUCCGGAAGAUUGCCUUCCCGUGGAGGAAGUGACUGGUCUUCGAUCAGAAGUUGUGCGAACCAACUCAUUCUUCUGCCAGUCUCUGCUGCGGGAAAUGUCAGAAAAUUCAUUGAUUUUGCUUCCCAGCGCAAAGAUCUCGAAUGAAGAUUCAGCCAACUGUAACAGUUACUCUUCCGAAUCGAAAGAAAAUUCGAGCGUGACGCCGGAUUCGCUAUUCAAGCUAAUAAGGCGAUGCAGUGGCAUGGAGAAGACUUCAGUAUGUGGAAAUAUGUUUAAUGACCAACUAAUCAAAAUGCCUAGCAACCUGUCUACAGAUAUUUCAUCGGAGAAAAAGUCAAAGGAGACGGCGCCUGAACUGCCCACGAAAAGUUUCUGCAGUGCAAAUACAGACACUUCCGCCAAGGAAGUGGAGAGUCUAACAAGUCAAGUCCCCUCUAAAGAAUUCUCUCUGAAGAGGUCCAGGAACCUGUCAACUGAAGAAGAAUCUGAAGCUUCAUUAGAAAAGAGAGCUAGGGUUUCAACAGAGGAAGUUGGUACAGCAGAACUGGGAAAGGAAAACUGCGUUAUUUCACCGCCUAUGUCACCAAUAUCACAAGACAUGCCAUUUGAGGCUCCAUCAGAAGGAACUAUGACAGAAACACAAGUAAAACCCGGGGUCUCACCUAAUGAAGAUAAGUCAGAAGAUCAAGCAGCAGAGAAAGUAGUGAUAUCUGAGGCCAUAAUGACCAGUGAGAACUCCACGGAUGUUCCAACUGCAGGAUCUGAGAAAAUGUCUCAGAGUUCAUCAUCUGUGCCAAGUCAACUGCAGAAUAUAUCCUCUAUAACUUUUGAUAAAAAAAAAACUUCAGAAGAUAAAUAUUCUGAAGGUGACAGAUGUUCAAUUUGUGGAAAUCCAAAUUGUCCAUUAGAUCCUAAUCGGGCAUCGAAAAUAAACCCUAUUUCCAUGCCCCAGAAGUCAUUUAUUGGGAAAUUAAAGUCAAAGUCAAAGCAAACCAAAACUAAUGUUAUGAUGGCGAAGAGGACGAAGACUCCAGCGAAACGUUACAUUAAUACCCGAAGUUCAACAAACAGAUUGGCUAAACGCAUCGCUAACCACACACCACUUCAUGUCCUCAAGUUAAAGGGUCAGCUCUUCAAAGCAGUGGAAAGUGGAGAUAUGGCUAGAGUGCAGGAACUCUUACAAGAUACGGGAUCAGCUGUGAGGAAAAGCAAGACCAGAUGCACACUCCUUCAUGCUGCAGCGUCUCACAACCAACCAGAUGUGGUGAUGUUUCUGCUGAAAUUUAUCAGUCCCAAUGUUACUAACAAGGAGGGACAGACUCCAGCUCAUGUGGCCGCAGAAAAGGGUCACACACAAGUGCUGAAACUUUUAGUGCGUGACUCUGACUUUGAAGCCGACAAACGGGAUAAUCGUCAUAACACAGUAAAAACCCUACUUGGUGGCCAUCUGUUCAAUGCCAUAUUAGAAGGAAACCAGAAAGAAACAGAAAAACUUGUGGAACUUGGUGCAGACCCAGACAGUCAUGGUGGAAAGCUGGUGAACGGACUGUUGGCACGAGAGCUUGGAGUCACUACAUCUCGCCUCCUGGCCAGUGCGUUGAAUAUGGAAUGGGCUGUUACCAUGUUUGCCAAGAAAGCAAGAAAUGAUAAGAAACCCGAUGGAAUUGGCCUUCUAACACCAGCCGCCUCAAACUCGGUACAACUUAAAGUGCCCACACGACAGUUUCACGUGAGACAUGCAAAGGCAAUUCAAGGAGGUGCUGAUGUGUACAAGAUGGACAAAGAAGCACGAGGCUUUGUUCGCAUCUUCAACUUCAGUGCUUUUGAGGACAGAUCCGACCUGAACCUUCAGCAACUCGACUACGAUGCUCGCAUUAUGUCAGAUGUAUUUGAUAACAUGGGAUACAUGUGUAAAAUACACUCGUCACUCACGGCUCAGCAAACUAAGGAAGUCCUGAAAAAUAUUCGUGAUGCUGAUGAGCUGACAGACGUCGGAUGUGCUAUAUUUGUCAUUUCUGGUUAUAGUGUAAAUGACAGGAAGUUUCUUACGUCUGACAUGAAAUCUGUAGAUAUCGACUAUAUCUUAAAUCUCUUCAAAGAUUCCGAGUGCCCUCAGCUCAAAAACAAGCCCAAACUUUUCAUCUUUAACUUGUACAACCUAAGUGAAGUUAACACGACUUCAAGCAGUGAACCUCUAAAAAUGGUGAGGUUGACAGACCCCCUCAACGACAUGGCUUGUAUCUAUUCCAACAGCAUUGGUCUCACCUGCAUCCCGAAUGGGAAAGCAACAGCCUUCAACUGGUAUUUGUGUCGCACUUUGGCAGAGCAUGCAGCUGACCAGGAACUCUGUGAUUUUUACAGAGAAUUCCUGAAAGAUUAUAACGAGAGCUCUCCUACUUUCUCACCCGAAUUGAGGUACUUUGGCUUCACCAAGAAAUUCUUCUUUAAUCCUAUGUAAAUUUAAUGAGAUCCUCUGGGAAGCAAUUUUUUUUUUUUUAUCUGAUUUAUACACCAUUAAUUGAAGAGAUCUGCAAUGGUAUCUUAAGGUACUCGAUAUUUCUUAUUUAAAGAAUAUUUAUAGACAAACAUUGGCCAUCAGGAUAAAUGUAGAGAAGUAAAACUAUGGUGUAAUUUCAAUAUAUAACUAUCAACAAAAUAUUUCAUCUACCUUUCUUGGUUUGUAAAUUUCUAUAUUCUCAUACCUUUUCUACCAAUUAUCGAUAUAUAUAUAUAUAUUGAA
This is a messenger RNA of Penaeus chinensis, 3010 nucleotides long. RefSeq lists its product as uncharacterized. Lineage: Eukaryota; Metazoa; Arthropoda; Malacostraca; Decapoda; Penaeidae. Gene Ontology annotation, biological process: proteolysis. The coding region runs from base 245 to 2728 and encodes 827 amino acids. Gene Ontology annotation, molecular function: protein binding; cysteine-type endopeptidase activity. The transcript is spliced from 6 exons. The record is from RefSeq and is a predicted model, not a curated record.